Messenger RNA from Mycotypha africana, 528 nucleotides. RefSeq lists its product as uncharacterized. Bases 1 to 528 code for a protein of 175 amino acids. NCBI's taxonomy places the organism in Eukaryota, Fungi, Mucoromycota, Mucoromycetes, Mucorales, Mycotyphaceae. The record is from RefSeq and is a predicted model, not a curated record. The transcript is spliced from 3 exons.
AUGGCCUGUACGAUAAUGAAGGAGGGUCUUUUUUACAUUGUAGUAUCCACCGGAUUUUGGUUUAUGAGCCGACAUUCGUUAUACCGACAGUACGUCGUGGGUCCAGUAAUGCGUCCUUUUUCUUCCAGGAAUACGGUACCAGAAACAAUGCUUGAAACAGUUAUCUUGCGCAAAGAGCCAAUUAGGUUGACGUUCAGUAAUUUUGUCAUACCGAGUAUAGAAAGUGAGGACAAGCCCUGGCUGUGUAUGGCUCGUUGUUUGGUGGACAGCAAAGGAAAGGCAGAUGACGGGAUGAGUGAGUGUAAAGAAAACCGUCGCCAGUCUUUCCAUUCCAAAAAGAAGUUCCCCAAGGGUUUAAACGAUCUUUUACAGAAAAUAAUGAUGGCUGAACUCAAAGAAUUGGAAACCCAAGGCAUUUUACAGGCUCCAAUAUGCCAAAUUGCGUAUUUAUACAACGGAGAUGUGGCAAUGACAACGCUGCUUUGGAAACUGUUACUCGUCGUCUAUUUUCCAAACAGAUGUCUAUAG